AUGAUAUUUUAUAAUAAUUUCACUUCUCUAAUAGAAAAUCCUUUAUUAUUGGUAUGAAAUGACUCACUGGAAAUCCCAAAAAAUCAAGAGCAAUUCUUAUUUGGACUCUAUAAAAUUUGUAAGCACGAACUUAACAUGGAAAUUUUUUCCGAGCUUAUUAAGAUUCCAUAUACAAUUGGAAUAAACCAAAUAGCUUCUCCUAGUUUUCAUAAUUUUCCUGUUUUUCCUGAUUCCCCUGAUUCUCCAAUUAAAUCUAAAAGAUUUUUUCAAGAAAAUAUUUCAACUGACAUUUAUACAAAGCAAAUUAAAGAAAUUGAAGGAAUCAUCUUAAAUUCUCUGAUCAUAACAAUUAUUAAUCAGUUAUGUAAAGGAGAUCAAGCUUUAUUAUUAAAUUUAUCAAAUUUUAAUCCCAAAAAUUCUCAUAUGGACAUUUAUGUAGAAUUAACAAGCUUAGAGAUUAACGACGAACUAUUAAGCAAGAAAGUAUUUUUUAUGAAAAAAACUGUCACAGGCAUAUCAAAAUUUUUAAAAGAACUUAAAGAAUCAAUAAUGAGCAUGGAUUUGAGAGAAACACAGUUUUUAGAAGACAAUUUUACAAUUAUAAAAAGUUGCUUUAAUAGUGCAAGCCAACCAGUCAUUUUUAAAGAAACAAGAUUUUCUAACAUUCAAGGUAUUGAAAAUUUUAUAAGCACUGCAAAUGCUUAUGACAUAUUAUCAAUAAUAAAUUGCAUUACAUAUGAUAAACUAGAAGAGCAAUCUAUAUCAUUUAAAUUCUUAUUUAAAUGAAUCGAAAGUAGCUGGUUACCUUAUAGCAAGUUUAUACUUAGAUUUCUAUCUAAAAAAAAUACUGAAUCGCCUGAAGCUGAGAAGAAAUAUUUGAUAUGAAAAUUAAAAAAUUGCGAUGUUGUCAGAGAAUAUGAAAAUUAUGGAAAAUGAAAUAGCUUGCCUAGAAGUAAAUUUGAAGAAUUUUGCUUACUUUGAAUAUUUGCAGUCAGAAAUAAACACCAAAUAAUUGAAAAAUAUGAGCAUUUAAUAAAGGAUGUUUACCAAAAAAUUCUUGACUUCAAUGAUCCAACAGAUGAAGAAAUCAAUUCAUUUUUUUACUUUUUAUUUACAAUAUUAUCCAGCUCCAGCUCAGAGCUUUAUUGCAAUAUAGGAGAAUAUAUUGAUCGUGUAGUAGAUAAAAUCAGAACAAGGUAAACCUUAAACAGCAUUAUAAAAAUCAUUUUAAAACUCAAAGAUGAAUGCGUAUUUAAUGAAAAAGAAUUUAUUCAGUCUUUAGAUUGCAUUUUCCCAAUAUGUAAUAUGAAAGUCCUUUUAAAAAUAUUUACUAUCAAAGAGGGUUUUGGAGGUAAUUUCAUUUCUCAUUAUUUAGAAAGACAUCUGCAGCUUUCUGAAGAUGAGUAUCGCCAGCGCGUCAAAUACGCAUUAGAUAUCCUAGAAGAAUAUAUAUGCCACUAUAGAAAAUAUCUUGAUAUAGCAAUCUUAGAUAAUCUAUAUGAAAAAGUAAAAAUUGAGAAUUUUUGAAAUGAUAAUCUAUAUAAAGAUAUACUAAAGAGACUUACUCAAAUACAAAUAGAGUCUGGAAGUUAUAGCCAAAGCUUCUUAGAUAAAUAUUUUGAAAAUUUAACAUUGCAAAACCAAGAUUCUAUUGAUUUUAAAGGUUGAACUGAUAAUUUUAAAAUACUUUUCAUCUAUAUGUUUUUUAGCAAAACUAUAGAAGAAAAACAAAGAAAGCAGCAAUUAAUAUUUGAAUAUAUCAAUAGAUUUGCGUCUGAUAUCUUGAUAUUUAUAUCUAAUGUAGAUAUAAAUCAAAUUUUUUCGAUUUUAAAACUUAGCUGCGGACUUAUUCCUAAUCUACAACAAUCACUAAGUGAAACCUUUAAGAGAAUCAUUAAUGAAAGCAUUCAAGUCCCAUACUUGAAUUGGCAAAAAGGCACUGGAAAACUAAUCGAUCUUCAUGGUGAAAUCUUAGAAUUAAAUUUUGAUGAGCCUUGUAUCUUAAUUCCUGACAUGAUAAAACACGUUUUUAAUAGGAUUAUCUCAUAUUUAGAUUUUAGUUUUAGCGACAGUGAAGAUAUAUAA
Blepharisma stoltei is the source of this 2085-nucleotide messenger RNA. Lineage: Eukaryota; Ciliophora; Heterotrichea; Heterotrichida; Blepharismidae. The record is from the annotation of a GenBank genome assembly.